Messenger RNA from Polypterus senegalus (gray bichir), 1158 nucleotides. RefSeq names its product olfactory receptor 6N1-like. Gene Ontology annotation, cellular component: membrane. The coding region runs from base 1 to 1158 and encodes 385 amino acids. The transcript has 3 exons. NCBI's taxonomy places the organism in Eukaryota, Metazoa, Chordata, Cladistia, Polypteriformes, Polypteridae. Gene Ontology annotation, molecular function: olfactory receptor activity; G protein-coupled receptor activity. The record is from RefSeq and is a predicted model, not a curated record. Gene Ontology annotation, biological process: G protein-coupled receptor signaling pathway.
AUGACGGAUCAGGAGGAAACCACUCCCCUUGAUGUUGGUCAUGACCAUCUUUCCAUGUUACAGUAUCAGUUUAGAGAAACACCGGCUUCUUUGAAAAUGGAAGAGUGGAAUGAUGAUUCCCUUAAAUUUGCAAAAAAUGCAUUCAUUCUUGUCAUUGGCCAAUGUACUCAUGAGCCCAUGCCACAAGGUCCUCACUUUAUUUUAGAAAACGACCUUUUGUUUCGGGUAGCGGAGCAUGAGGAGGAGGUGUGGAAGUUGCUGCUAAUACCACAAACCUUCCAGCGGCAGGCAGACGCUUCAGACACAGGCUUGCGUGCCAUGCUGAGCCAGAGCGUCAAUGAAGAACAACUACACACUCCAAUGUACAUUAUCAUUUCUAAUCUUGCUUUAUCAGAUAUUGUUUACAGUAUAAUCAUCAUGCCUAAAAUUAUUGAGAUGUAUCUGUUCAAUAAUUAUGCAAUGCAAUUCAAUGCAUGUGUGGUUCAGAUGUGCUUUUUACAUUUCAUUGGUACUGUAGAAAGUUUUCUUCUUGUAGCAAUGGCUCUUGAUCGUUAUGUGUCAAUAUGUAAUCCUUUAAGAUAUCCAUCAUUAAUUACACAUAACUUGACAUAUGUAAUGUGCUUAGUUUGUUGGGUAUGUCCUUUAUUUGUUCCUGGUCUUCUGUUUGCCUAUUAUGUUGGGCUGCCAUAUUGUGGACCUAACAAAAUACCACAUUUGUACUGUGAAUAUGGUUUAGUUGUACGGCUUGCUUGCACAGAUACUAUCAGUAAUGUCAAUGUUGGAAUAACCCUGGGAUGCGUAAUAAUGCUUGGCUGUUUUUCAAUUAUUUGCCUGACAUAUUUACAAAUAAUAAUAGCAAUUUUUAAAGUUACUCAACCUGGAGGCAGAUCAAAGGCUUUUUACACUUGCAGCACACAGUUGGUAGUUAUCUGCAUUUUCAUGUUACCAAGAAUAUUUGCAUAUGUCAGUCUUAAUUUUUUUUACAUGCCAUCUGAUCUUAGAAUAGCAUUAGGGUUUUUUUACUCUGUUUUCCCACCAUUCAUACAUCCUGUCAUAUAUAGUCUGCGAACUAAAGAAAUACGAGCCUUUAUAUUGAAAUCAUUCAGGACGAAAAGAAUUAAUAUUCCUGGUGAAAAAUUAGAAAAUAUUUCUGCAUAA